AAGAGAGACAGUGAAGCAAGCCGGCAGACAAGACCUCAGGUCCCUCCCAGCUCUGAAGCAGCAGCCAGGCUCUGCAGGAACAAUGCCCACUGUCAGGGCAGGUGGCUUGCCAAGGUUUAAAUGCCUGCGGAGUCUCCUGGCGCGCACCAGCAAGGUUGUCCCUUUAGGGGAGGCUUCCCCCAAGAGGUGGAAGUGCCCGUGCCUAAAAUGGAGAAGGAAUCGGGUUGCGGCAGUACGCAAAGCCAAGCCAGAACCGCAGGCGGAUAAUGCUGCCUCCUUGCCUGAGGUUAGUAUCGUAGGGAGCAGAAGUGGAGGGCGGGCACAAAAGCUCUUGGCGCAGGAGCUUGCAGAACCGCAGGUGGAUAACGCUGCCCCCUUGCCUGAGGAAGUCACCCCGCAGGAGUACUUCCUUUUCUCCGUCACCUCCACCUGCAGAGACACCCGGGCGAGCGGCCAGGAUACUGUCCCAUACGACAAAGAGUUGGUAGCUCAGACCAUUGUGGACAUCGUCGACAAGCAUGAUGAUUUCCUGGACCCCUCCAGCAUACUGAGAAUGUCUAUGGAGGCCAUUUUUUAUCUCAGUUUAAUGAAGCCUCUGUUUUCGACACAAAUGAAAAGAACGAUUAUCCAGGGAAUAUUCUAUUCAAUCUAUGAACUGAUUGAAUUUUCUGAGGAUGACAACGAGGAUCUCCAGGCGAUUUUUGAGUUGAUGCUGAGGGGCCUCCUAUCGGAGGCCCCCUCCCUUGAAACUUUAUCAAGCAUAAUUGAAGACCUGCGCAUUUACAUAGAGGGAAAGGACAAAAAAGAAAGGGACCUGGCGGCCAGUAGCCUCCAAUGGCUGCUGGCCGACGCACUCACAUUCCCAGACCUGACCCUGGAGUCUGUGAGAACCAUCAUCCCUCCCGAGUUGUCCUGGCUCUGCUCCCGAACCAGUGAAGAAGAGCUGGUGAUAGAAGAUCUGGAAUAGAAAGAAUCAAAAUGCUUUCUGGACAGCGAGGGAGGGAGGGAGCACCGUUUGUUGCUUUGUGUAUGUUCC
Messenger RNA from Rhineura floridana, 1036 nucleotides. RefSeq lists its product as uncharacterized. The record is from RefSeq and is a predicted model, not a curated record. The transcript has 10 exons. The coding region runs from base 83 to 967 and encodes 294 amino acids. Lineage: Eukaryota; Metazoa; Chordata; Lepidosauria; Squamata; Rhineuridae.